Messenger RNA from Psylliodes chrysocephalus, 1329 nucleotides. The record is from the annotation of a GenBank genome assembly. Lineage: Eukaryota; Metazoa; Arthropoda; Insecta; Coleoptera; Chrysomelidae.
AUGUUCUCUUGGCCAUCUCCCUCACUAGGAAAACUAACCAGCAACGAUACUAACAUAAAUCCUUUGGGACGUCCAAUAACACCAUUUGAGGAAUCCCUAAUAGCUUCUAUAUCUACUCUUGGUUCCGUUAUAGGGACCGUACUAGCAGGAAUAAUUGCAGAAAAACUAGGUCGCAAGAAAACGUUAAUCAUUUUUAGCACACCAUUUUUUUUCUGCUACCUAAUAAUAGCUAAUGCUUCGGAAGUUUUUAUUUUCUACAUUACAAGAUUGAUACUUGGAUUAGCAUCAGGAUGUGUCCUUGGUCUUUUGCCCAGCUACGUAGGUGAAAUAUCUGAAAAUUCCAAUAGAGGUUCUUUGGGAUCUGUUUUCGGUAUCAUGAAUUCUUUAGGACACUUUUUAGCUUUUGCCGUUGGUCCACUAGUAAGCAUUAAAACUUUUGCUUACAUCUUAAUGAUUCCUGUAACUUUGUUCUUUGUUACAUUUAUUCCUUUUGUUCCCGAAAGCCCAUAUCAUUUCUUAUCUAAAGAUAAUACUAAAGCAGCAGGAAAGAGUUUGAAGAAAAUUAGAUGUGAUGGAAAUUUUGAAAAGGAAUUGCUUUGUUUGCAAGAUAUUGUUAAAGACGCCAAAGAUAAUAAAGUCACAUUGAGAGAUUUAUUUUCAUCGGCUGCCACCAAAAAGGGAUUAUUAGUAUGUUGUGGAUUGUUCUUUUUUCAACAAAGUUUAGGUAUUGGUGUAGUUUUGACCUACUUACAACCCAUUUUAGAAGCCAGCGGAAAUGCUGUUCCUUCCAAUGUAGCUUCUUUGCUAAUUGGUAUUGUUCAAGUAAUUUCAUGCACUGCCGCUACCUUUGUAGUUGAUAGCCUUGGAAGAAAGAUACUGUUACAUAUUUCUUCAGCUGGAUGUUCUAUUUCAUUAUUCGCUUUGGGUUCCUACUUUAUAUUGAAUGAAAACAAUUAUAAUUUGGAAUCAGUUUUCUGGUUACCUUUAGCUAGUUUGAUCAGCUACUAUAUCUUUUUCAACUUUGGCUAUGCUACAAUUCCAUGGAGUCUUUGUGGUGAACUUUUUGCUAUAAAUGUCAAAUCUUUAUGUGCAAGUUUUGCAUCGUGUUUAUGUCUUAUUUUUUCAUUCUUAGUUACUUUGUGCUUCCCACCUUUACGGGAUGCAUUCGGAAUGGGUGGAGUAUUUUGCGUUUUUAGUGCACUGGGUGUACUAGCCAGUAUUUUUGUAAUUUUGUUUGUUCCUGAAACGAAAGGAAAAAGUUUUCUGGAAAUUCAAGACGAAUUGAGUGGAAAACAGAAAAAUAAUACAAAAGAGUAUGAUUGUUCAUGA